AUGAUCAAGGCAGAAGAAGAGGAGUUUAAGAAGGGAGAGGAGCAGGUCAAGGAGGGAGAGGAGCAGGUCAAAGAGGGAGAGGAGCAGGUCAAAGAGGGAGAGGAGCAGGCCAAGAAGGGAGAGGAGCAGGCCAAGAAGGGAGAGGAGCAGGUCAAGGAGGGAGAGGAGCAGGUCAAAGAGGGAGAGGAGCAGGCCAAGAAGGGAGAGGAGCAGGCCAAGGAGGGAGAGGAGCAGGUCAAAGAGGGAGAGGAGCAGGCCAAGAAGGGAGAGGAGCAGGCCAAGAAGGGAGAGGAGCAGGCCAAGGAGGGAGAGGAGCAGGUCAAAGAGGGAGAGGAGCAGGCCAAGAAGGGAGAGGAGCAGGCCAAGGAGGGUGAGGAGCAGGUCAAAGAGGGAGAGGAGCAGGCCAAGAAGGGAGAGGAGCAGGCCAAGGAGGGAGAGGAGCAGGUCAAAGAGGGAGAGGAGCAGGCCAAGAAGGGAGAGGAGCAGGCCAAGGAGGGAGAGGAGCAGGUCAAAGAGGGAGAGGAGCAGGCCAAGAAGGGAGAGGAGCAGGCCAAGAGGGAGAGGAGCAGGCAAGAGGGAGAGGAGCAGGUCAAAGAGGGAGAGGAGCAGGCCAAGAAGGGAGAGGAGCAGGCCAAGGAGGGAGAGGAGCAGGUCAAAGAGGGAGAGGAGCAGGCCAAGAAGGGAGAGGAGCAGGCCAAGAAGGGUGAGGAGCAGGUCAAAGAGGGAGAGGAGCAGGCCAAGAAGGGAGAGGAGGAGCAGGUCAAAGAGGGAGAGGAGCAGGCCAAGAAGGGAGAGGAGCAGGCCAAGGAGGGAGAGGAGCAGGUCAAAGAGGGAGAGGAGCAGGCCAAGAAGGGAGAGGAGCAGGGAGGAGAGGAGCAGGUCAAAGAGGGAGAGGAGCAGGCCAAGAAGGGAGAGGAGCAGGCCAAGAGGGAGAGGAGCAGGUCAAAGAGGGAGAGGAGCAGGCAAGAGGGAGAGGAGCAGGCCAAGAAGGGAGAGGAGCAGGCCAAGAAGGGUGAGGAGCAGGUCAAAGAGGGAGAGGAGCAGGCCAAGAAGGGAGAGGAGCAGGCCAAGGAGGGAGAGGAGCAGGUCAAGGAGGGAGAGGAGCAGACCAAGAAGGGAGAGGAGCAGGCCAAGGAGGGAGAGGAGCAGGCCAAGGAGGGAGAGGAGCAGGUCAAAGAGGGAGAGGAGCAGGCCAAGAAGGGAGAGGAGCAGGCCAAGAAGGGUGAGGAGCAGGUCAAAGAGGGAGAGGAGCAGGCCAAGAAGGGAGAGGAGCAGGCCAAGGAGGGAGAGGAGCAGGCCAAGGAGGGAGAGGAGCAGACCAAGGAGGGAGAGGAACAGACCAAGGAGGGAGAGGAGCAGGUCAAAGAGGGAGAGGAGCAGGCCAAGAAGGGAGAGGAGCAGGCCAAGGAGGGAGAGGAGCAGGUCAAGGAGGGAGAGGAGCAGACCAAGAAGGGAGAGGAGCAGGCCAAGGAGGGAGAGGAGCAGGUCAAAGAGGGAGAGGAGCAGGCCAAGAAGGGAGAGGAGCAGGCCGAGAAGGGUGAGGAGCAGGUCAAAGAGGGAGAGGAGCAGGCCAAGAAGGGAGAGGAGCAGGCCAAGGAGGGAGAGGAGCAGGCCAAGGAGGGAGAGGAGCAGACCAAGGAGGGAGAGGAACAGACCAAGGAGGGAGAGGAACGGGUCAAAGAGAGGAACAGACCAAGGAGGGAGAGGAACAGUCACGCGCGCUCCCGUGAGAGGGGGGGGGGGGGGGGCACUCCCUCCAAAUAG
This is a messenger RNA of Knipowitschia caucasica, 1764 nucleotides long. The record is from the annotation of a GenBank genome assembly. NCBI's taxonomy places the organism in Eukaryota, Metazoa, Chordata, Actinopteri, Gobiiformes, Gobiidae.